AUGAAGUUACUAUCCACCAGCACGUUCCUCGCCGCAUGUGGGCUCGCGUCAGCCGCAGUAGUUUCCUCCAGAGACGAGGGGGCGCAGUCCGCGUCCAAGUUCGUUAAGGUCAGCUUCGACAAGCUAAGGGGCGACACCGCGGAGGAUGCGACCGCUGGCGCGGUCGCGCACGGUGUUCUUGCUAAGCGUGCCGACGGCAGCGAGACCGUGGUGAUCAAAAACCAGCAGACGUUCUACUCAGUUGAAUUGGGCGUGGGUUCGCCCGCCCAGAACGUGACGCUGCUGAUUGAUACAGGCUCAUCGGACAUGUGGGUCAUGGGCUCCAACAACCCUUACUGCGAAGGCGGGUCGAGCGGUAACAGCAAGCACGUGCUCUUAGGCGAUCACGUGGACAGCCGCGACGAGGAAGUCAACCGCGACUGGUUCUCGACUCUGAGGUCGUUCCUGACCGCGACGGCCACGGCCACGGCUACGGCGACCGCGACAGCCACCGGGUCUGCGGACUCUGGUGGUAACGCUCCCUCAAGGACCAGCGUGAACUCCCAGUACGCUACCUUGACCUGCUCUUCUUACGGCACCUUUGCCACAGACUCUUCCUCAAGCUUCCAGUCAAACAACACAGCAUUCUACAUCGAGUACGGCGACUCGACAUAUGCGCUCGGUACAUGGGGCCGCGACAACGUUACGCUGCAGGACAUCACACUGUCUGGCAUUUCUAUGGCAGUCGCCAAUGAGAGUAACUCCACAUUCGGAGUCCUGGGAAUUGGUCUCGCUGCUUUGGAGGUCACUAACGUGGGGACUCUGGCAACUAGAGGCAAUUCUUAUACCUACGAGAACCUGCCUGCUAAGAUGGUUUCCGAAGGCAUCAUCCAUAAAAAUGCCUAUUCUCUCUUUUUAGAUUCUCUGGAUGCUAAAGAAGGCUCCGUCCUUUUCGGGGCAGUUGACCACAGCAAAUACACAGGCUCCUUGUACACGCUGCCAUUGAGCAACUCGUACAAAUCGAUGGGCUACUCCGACCCAAUCCAACUAGAAGUUACCCUUCAAGGAUUUGGUAUGACUGCCAAUAACACCAACUCCACUUUCACAACCACACCACUGACAGCGUUGUUGGAUUCGGGCACUACUUUAACAUAUCUCCCAACCACGCUAGUCAGGCAGGUUGCUGCUAAAUACGGCGCCCGCUACGACUCUUCCUACGGCUACUACUUGCUCAGUUGCUCCGACGUGAAAGACACAGACGAGCUCGUAUUCGACUUUGGCGGGUUCCAUAUAAAUAGCAAGGUUGAGAACUUCCUCAUCAGAGCUACCAGUAACAUUUGCGCCCUGGGUCUCAUUCCUCAGUCCAGCAGCAGUCUGAUAUUGGGAGACAACUUCCUGACCGCCGCGUAUGUCGUUUAUGAUCUCGACAACCUUGAGAUUUCUCUGGCCCAAGCUAAUUACGACGGCGGCUCUUCGAAUAUUGAAGUUAUCUCUAGCAGUGUGCCCAGUGCCGUGAAAGGCCCGAGCUAUUCGUCCACGUGGUCCACGAGUGUUCCUAUCUCCACUGGAGGAAACAUUUUCACUGUCAGUGGCAGCAAUUCAACUACCACAGCUGGAAACUCUGCCUCCGGCACCACUUCUUCUUCAAGAAGCAGCUCCACUUCAAGCGCUGGCAAAAAGAAUGCGGCUGUUGGUGCUGCUAGCCCGGGUGUCUCGGGUCUCUUAGGUGCUCUGGUGCUUUUCAUUGCCGCUGGUUUGGCAUAA
Messenger RNA from Lachancea thermotolerans CBS 6340, 1743 nucleotides. Its product is annotated as pepsin-like aspartic protease. Gene Ontology annotation, biological process: proteolysis. Gene Ontology annotation, molecular function: aspartic-type endopeptidase activity. NCBI's taxonomy places the organism in Eukaryota, Fungi, Ascomycota, Saccharomycetes, Saccharomycetales, Saccharomycetaceae. Bases 1 to 1743 code for a protein of 580 amino acids. The record is from RefSeq and is a predicted model, not a curated record. The transcript has a single exon.